AUGUCGACAAUGGACGCGCAGGAUGAGCUGGAGGAGGCGGUGAGCCGAAUUUACGGCGAGUGGCUUGCGCGAGGCGGCGGCCGCUCCGGCUCUCGGACUCGUCGAGUGUGGCUGGUGUUUUGGAAUGUGCACUCCCUCGCCCUCCUCCAAUACCCUUUCAACCCCUCGCCCUUUCCAAUCCCUGCUCACCCCUCUCCACCAUUCCAUCUCCCUUCCUCCUUCCCGCCCCACACCUUCCUCUCCGUGGAGUGUGGUUACCAGUCGGCCAUGGCUGGUGAGCUUCAGGUGCCGCCAGGUGAGCUUCAGGUGCCGCCAGGUGAGCUUCAGGUGCCGCCAGGUGAGCUUCAGGUGCCGCCAGGUGAGCUUCAGGUGCCGCCAGGUGAGCUUCAGGUGCCGCCGCCAUUUGAGCUUCAGGUGCCAUCAGAAUCCAGAGGGCGGCUUUGGAGGUGGGCCUGGGCAGGUGAGAACAGUCACAUGCACUCCCAUCCACCCCCUCACAUGCACUCCCAUCCACCCCCUCACAUGCACUCCCAUCCACCCCCUCACAUGCACUCCCAUCCACCCCCUCACAUGCACUCCCAUCCACCCCCUCACAUGCACUCCCAUCCACCCCCUCACAUGCACUCCCAUCCACCCCCUCACAUGCACUCCCAUCCACCCCCUCACAUGCACUCCCAUCCACCCCCUCACAUGCACUCCCAUCCACCCCCUCACAUGCACUCCCAUCCACCCCCUCACAUGCACUCCCAUCCACCCCCUCACAUGCACUCCCAUCCACCCCCUCACAUGCACUCCCAUCCACCCCCUCACAUGCACUCCCAUCCACCCCCUCACAUGCACUCCCAUCCACCCCCUCACAUGCACUCCCAUCCACCCCCUCACAUGCACUCCCACCCUCUCACGUGCACCCGCACCCUCUCACCAUUCCUCUCCCCUCAUUCCCCCUCUCUCUCCCCCCCCUUCGGUUCCCCGAACCCCGCCCCCAACCCACCUUGUGUGCUGUGCUGUGCGUCUCCUGCACUGCAUGCCAAGCAGCUGGCCCACUUAGCCACCACGUAUGCAGCUGUGGCAGCGCUGGUGACGGUGGGAGGGGAGGAGGCUCUCUCCGUGCCCUUCUCUUACGCCUCUGCUCAGUUCGUUCUUUCACCCUUCCCCCCCUCCCUCCUCGUCCUCUUCCCCCCGCCGUCUCUUCCCCUUCUCCUCUUCCUCUGCUCAUUUCAUUGUUCUCUAUCUUUCCUCUUCCCUCCUCUAGCCCUUAACUGUAACUCCCUCGUCUUCCCACAUGUCCCUCCUCUUCCCGCAUGUCCCUCCCUCGCACUUACUCUCCUCCGUCUGAGGACUAGGAAAUCGAUGCUUGCCUUUCUGCGCCGCAUGAAGUGCCAAUCAGGAGGUUUCAGGCUCCAUCAAGGGGGGGAAACGGACGUGAGGGGGUGUUAUACUGCUAUGGCGGUGGCUGACCUUCUCUGCAUCCGCCCACCUGACCUUACAGAGAACGUGGCAGCAUACGUAUACAGGUGUCAGACUUAUGAAGGGGGCAUUGGGGGAGAGCCUGGCGCAGAGGCGCAUGGGGGUUACACAUUCUGUGCGCUCGCUGCGAUGCUAUUGGCUGGUGCUGACCCUUGGGAGCAUCUCAACCUGCCCCUGCUCCUGGACUGGCUGGUGUUUAGGCAGGGCAGUGUGGAGGGGGGCUUUCAGGGGCGAAGCAACAAGCUGGUGGACGCCUGCUACAGCCUCUGGCAGGGUGGCCUCUUCCCUCUCCUCGCCCUCUGCUCCUCCUCCCACACCCGCCCCACUGGCGAUGCCAGCUCAGCGCAACAGCCGAGCAACGUGAGCUCAGUGCCGCGUACAGAGGGUGCAGGGGGAGACCAGCAAGCCAUGCAGGCGGACAACAAUGGGGAGGUGAGGGGGGCUGUUGGUGAGCCCAGUGGUGUCGCUGGUUGUUCCGGGCAAGAAAAGAGGCAAGAAGAGAGCGGCGCUGAAGAGCGCUCCAGUGGAAGCGAAGGCGGUGGAGGUGAUGGGAGAGGUGGAGAGGGGGCGGAGGAUGAGGAGGAUGAGGAGGAGGAAGAUGAGGAGGAUGAGUGGGAGGAAGCAGAUGUGGAGUCGUUUCACCGUGUUCCCUUGGCGGCUGCUGCUGACCUCUUCCCUUGCCCCGAGUCUCUCUUACCGCCUGCUGGAGCUGGGGAGGGAGGCGAGAGGACGGGAGGAGAGAGGGGGGGAGGAGAGGAGAGGGGAGGGGAGGGAGAGGAGGGGAGGGAAGGGGCGGCAGGUGCAGUGCGAGGGGAGUCGGGGGACAGGGCAACUGCACGUGGUGGGAGUGAUUGGGUUGGCAGCUUCUGUUACAACAACGUGGCGUUACAGGCAUACCUGCUGCUCUGCUGCCAGGUUAGUGCCAUACCUGCUGCAAGGUUGGUACCGUACCUCACCACACCACCUCAAUCUUCUCUUGACGCUUCACCACCUUUCCCUCCCACUUCCCUUCCUGCCCCCAAAUCCAGUCAUGGAGACUGCCUCUUGCCUUUCCAUUUCCGAAGCCCUUCCCUUGUCUGCCGUCUGUAUGCCAUGCCAGCCUCCACCAUCAUCAUGAUCCUCUUUGCACCUCGGCACUCCCCUCUCUUCACUUGCCGUGCGUGCAGAUGCCAGAGGGGGGACUGA
Messenger RNA from Closterium sp. Naga37s-1, 2652 nucleotides. The record is from the annotation of a GenBank genome assembly. Lineage: Eukaryota; Viridiplantae; Streptophyta; Zygnematophyceae; Desmidiales; Closteriaceae.